AUUGCGUUAAUAUCAGUUAUAUUUUUGAUCUCGAGUCGUAACAGUUUUGUCAAGAUGAAAAUCGUCUAUAGUAUAGCUUUAUUUGCUGUAUGCGUUAUCAGCGCAUCUCAAGCCCAUGAAGCUAGAGGACCAUGCAACCCAGACGAAACGUCUGAUCAGUGUGUGCAGAGAUACGCCAAGGAAAAUGAAGGCACGUGUACCCAAAUUCUCGCCGGAGAAAAUGAAGUUAUCAUUCAAGGCUGCGGUAGUGUCGAUUGUGAUGAAACUACGAGAAAAACCCCAGAGGAUCUAAGCAAACCUUAUCCUGAGUGCUGCUCAUUUUGCGCAAGCCUUUUGCCUCCGGCAAUCUGCGGCCCAGCACCGGUAGAUUAAAUUAAUUACGUUUUAAUGAAAAAUGUAAAAUGAAAUUUUCAAUAUUUAUAAUAUCAAAGAAGUGCUCCAUGUUUUUUUAUUUUCUUUACAAUAGUCUUUUUGUCAUUACAAUGCCAAAAUUAAUGAAAUAAAUAUUCAUGACGAGAAAAUAAAA
Messenger RNA from Trichogramma pretiosum, 526 nucleotides. RefSeq lists its product as uncharacterized. The record is from RefSeq and is a predicted model, not a curated record. The transcript has 3 exons. The coding region runs from base 55 to 372 and encodes 105 amino acids. Lineage: Eukaryota; Metazoa; Arthropoda; Insecta; Hymenoptera; Trichogrammatidae.